AUGAAGAGUUUCUUGGACGGCCCCAUGGACUACGCAAACAAACUGAAGUUGCAAUGUCGAGUAGGCGAUCUGGAUUUGCCAGAACGGAGGAAGAGGUACAGCAGCCGUAGAGAGAGGAAGAGGAGGAUAGACAGACAUGUCCAUGUGGCAAAUCGGAGNCAAACUGAAGUUGCAAUGUCGAGUAGGCGAUCUGGAUUUGCCAGAACGGAGGAAGAGGAAAGAGAGGAUCUCGAGGAGGACAUGAGACAGAGAGGGUGUGACAUGGAAAAGUUUGGUAAAUUAGACAACAGCAAAAAAACGAUCGCGGUAAUUGGGGAUAGAUGGUGGGCACAAGAGGCCGUAGAGGACGGGGAUAAGAUGUGCAAGAAAUUUUUCACGGUACAGUUAUUCAUACUCUACUAAAACUUUUGUAAGUACGGCUCUUCAAUACUCAACUAAACAUCUUUUUGAGUAUAGUAUGGCUUUUUAUACUCUACUCAUAUUCACUUUAUUGUACGGCUCUUCAUACUCUACUCAACGUACUCUUGCGGUUUAGUACGGCUUUUCAUACUCUACUAAACAUACCCUUUGAGUUUAGGAUGGCUUCCUAUUCUGUACUAUACUAUCACUUUAGUAUAGCUUCUCAUACUCUACUAAACAUACUGUUGCGUUUAGUAUGGCUGCCCAUACUCUACUCAGGCCAUAGUACAGCCCGCCAUUCUCAACUCAGAGUACGUACUACUCAACGUCAGAGUACGUACUACCUUCCACCAAAGGGUGUGUUGGUGACGUCACUAUUCAGCAGAAAGUAGACAGUCUCGCCGCACAGAGUGUUGGUGGGCUCCAGGCUCCGAUACUCGCGCGCUCGCGUACUCAGAUACUGGGGUACUGAGGUAGUGGCCCGCAGGGGAGAUAGUGGCAGCUGAGCAUGAGUGACGCGAGCGGUUGGUUCGGCCGCAUCUGCUCCCGAUGCGGGUGGUUCUCCCGGUACGAGUACCCUCGCACCGGGUUCUUCAACACAAGACGCGCAACAAGACAACGAGGUGGUCGUCGUGCCGGGCUCAACGAGUGGAGGAGCGCCACAGCAGUCAGUGAACGUCAAGCGUCCCGCACCGGUCUUCCACGUUGGCGGAGGGGAGUACGACGUGCCGGAGGCUACGAAGAACGCUGUCGCGUCAUUCGUUGUGCCGGCCGGUUUCCAGCAGGAAGGCGUCCGCGAGGACUCCUUCAUGUUUAU
This is a messenger RNA of Ectocarpus sp. CCAP 1310/34, 1216 nucleotides long. NCBI's taxonomy places the organism in Eukaryota, Phaeophyceae, Ectocarpales, Ectocarpaceae. The record is from the annotation of a GenBank genome assembly.